Eimeria necatrix is the source of this 2145-nucleotide messenger RNA. RefSeq lists its product as hypothetical. The record is from RefSeq and is a predicted model, not a curated record. Lineage: Eukaryota; Apicomplexa; Conoidasida; Eucoccidiorida; Eimeriidae. The transcript has a single exon. The coding region runs from base 1 to 2145 and encodes 714 amino acids.
AUGGACACACUGCCUGAGGAACAGCUCAAGCAGGGCAUGCUGGCCUCUGGUAUCGCCCAUCAAGGCUCCGAUUCACAUCUACGGAGGCAAAUCGAUCAGCGUUUCGCGGAUGAAUCACCCUUUACCCAGCGUAAAGAAAGCAACAAACUGUUUGUAUCGUCUUGGACUCGUCUGCUCGGCGUAGCAUUCACCUCGUUGGCAGCAGCGUAUUUUUUGCUGCUUUGUUUUCGCUUUAUAGAGUCUGCGCGUCAGUGGUCCCCGCCCACUAGAUUUCUCGCAGAUCGUCGAGGUGAAUCAUGCUAUUCAGGCAGUGUGUCUGGGGAUGGCGAUGAAGGCGGCAGUUGGCCGACGGGGGAUUCGGCAGGUUUAGUGCUGGAGGGUUUUGGGGAAGGCAGCCCUUUGCUACAUCAUGAGGCUUCGGGAUUACAAGGCGCUGCCGGAGGAACACAAGUUCAAGUAGUUGCUGCUGGAUUACAAGGCGCUGCUGGAGGCGCAGAAGCAGAAGUAGAUUUAGAGGCAGAGGCUGACGAGGAGGUUUGGGGAUACGUUAGUGGCGCUGCUUCUAACCCACAAAGACCAUUCAGGGCACAUAAUGUGCACUUAUGGGAAGGCCGGAACCUGCCUGUGGAAGAAGAAGAGCGCUUACUACGUCUCUUUGAGGGCAUGAAAGAGGCUGCGAGUUCAUGCCGAUCGUUGUUUCCAGUGUUGACGCACAAGCAGCGUUUGCAGCUGACAACCCAAGUGCUGAAGUUGCUCGCCCUGGAUUUGGGAGCCAUUUGCCUAGUUAAGGAGGAUAAAGAGCCUCAUAGAAGGGCCGUGGGCGACUCUCUCAUUCAGUUGGCAAAUGACGCACUUGAACAAGCGAAUGAGUGCCCAAGCUAUAGAAAGCUCCGCGAUAGGAUUAAAAAUUUGGUAUCUUUGAUUAAUGAAUUGAAGACACCGAGGUAUCUACCAAGGGAAAAGCGCGCUGACAAAUACAAAAGGAAGAUGAUAGCAAUACUGGCAACUGCCGAAGUGGCGCUGAAGAACUGUAUGGGAGUUUUGAAUGGGCUGCUGCAGCUUAGGCAAGAUACAUUGGCAGGCCAGCUCCGAGAGCAAACAGUACAGCAGCAGAUAGAUGUUAUAAAAUCUAUUUUCAGAGCCCACGCUGAUCAUUUGGCUAGAGACGGUAGCCUUCGUCAACACAUAUUGCAUUGUCAAAAGCGUACAGGCGUGUAUGCGCUCCUCACUGCCGAUCAUUUCAAAGUGUCCUCAGACAAAAUCGCUCCAGUGAAAGAGCUUAUGAACCAGAUACUCGAGGCUGUAAGAGCUGCUGGCGGUCUUCUGCAAGCUCAACAGCUAGCAACGCAUGAGCUCGACAGUGCUAGCGGGGAAUUGGAGAGGCGGAUUGGUCACGACGAGAGGCUGAUGGAACAACGGGGCCCAAAGCCGCCGGAAAAGGAUUUGGUGGAAACGGUGCAGUCUUCGCCUUACGCAACAGCUGCUGCGGCGCGUACAGGAGUGGUGAAAACCCGUCCGCCCCUAGCCGGAUUUUCACUGUGGCAACCUGACCGGCCGCCUCGACUAGGUGCUGGACCGGUUCGGCAGCAACUGCACACACAUAGUUCCUCCUGGAGACCUCAGGAUCAAUUGCCACAGCUUCUCCCUGCCCAAGUGUUUUUUCCAGUGCCUCUUCUCUUGAUUGUGCCGCCGCAAGCACCUACGAGGGGAGUUCCAUUCACCCAUCCAUCUUUCCCUCCACCGCAGAUGUUCUUUGCACGACCGCCUCAACCGUCAGAUGUGCAGCAGACUGCACGUCCACCUCAUAGCGUCUCACCUCAGCAGGCAUAUGCUGGUCGCAGCGCUGCAGCGCCUUUUGUUCCCCCUUCUCCGCUGCCGCGUGUGGAUGUGAGUGAACCGUCUCAGCGGCUGCAGCCGCCAGCGCCUCUUCAGGAAGAAGGCUACAGUCUCUUUGGAGGUGGCGGCAUACCCCCCUGGUUGCCUUUUUCACAGGCUUCACCUGCCUCUACAGAGAGACGCCCCACUGCAAGUGACGCAAGGACGCAUUGUAAAGAGGAAGAGGACGCCCGAAGUCGCAUGACGGAUGGUCAGGACGAAGCAAGAGAUAGCUUCCCGAGUGGUCGUACUUGGAGCGGCUGGGAUUAG